UGGACCGGAGUUGGAGACCCCUGUUCUAGAGGUUCCUCUGACUUUCCAAGUCGGAACUCCAACCUCAGGGGGCGUUCCAUUUGAAAUUUUGACUAGGAACUCGGAAAUUUUUACUUCCAACUUCAAAUAGAAUGCAACAAUAAUGCUCACUCUCUGUUCAUGGUGAUUAGUGGCUUGCAGCUGCCGCUAUGCAGAAGGUUCCUGGAUGACUGUUGAAUUACACUUAUAGGAGCUUGAAUAUUUGCCUAAGCAGAGACCUAUUCCUGAGUUAGCAUGUUACUAACAUAAUGAGCAGUUUUUGUUAUAUAUAAAAUAUGAUGUAUUUAACAGACUCCAAACCCUCCUAGACGGUCUCACGUCACGUUUUCUGCAACACUCCUGCUGUGAGGUAAUAUUUGUAUUUUUCUGAACUGGAUUCUGCCUUACCCUUUUUCCAAAGAGGCUAAAGCAUGUUGAAGAGAUUACGGAGUUCUGUUUUCAACUUUAAUUAAUUAACAAAGACUACAUAAAGUGUAUUUGAAAUAUGUGAACAUGCUAUCAAUACAUUGGCCUUUCCAGACUCUGUGAAAAAUGUUCACAGUAUAAAAAUUACUAAUAAAAAGAAAGAAAACUUGUCUAUGGCAUUUUAAUCAUUUUUUGUAGCUUUGCCAUGGUUCACAAUCUUAUUAUCAUGUGGGCAGGGUAGAGCUUCAUAAACAAUGAAACCAUUGUUUCUAAUUCAAUGCAAUUAAAUGCCUAUUCUUAGAAUGCCACAAUUACAACAAUAACAAAGAAAUGAAACUUUUUUUCACUGUGUUAAAGUGUGUGUAUAUAUAUAGAGCAUUUUAUCUUAAAUAGCUGAAGAACAAAUGUGUCAUAACUAGAAUAAUGAUGCUGCAGGAGAGUGUAUUUGUAUGGUUAAAGUGAAUUCAUGUUAUUCAGGUUAACUUGAACUUCCGUUAAUGAAAAAUAAAAUUCACAUAUGGUAUUUUAAAUAUAAUACCAGAAAAACAUGAACUGAUUAGGUAACACUGGUCUUCCAGGACACAAUUGCCUUAUUAUAUGUGCUAAUUGGAUUAGCUGUUCAGUCAUAUUCAUUAAAAUUCUUUUUGGGACUUAACAGUGUGUGUGCUUUCCCGUUAAAAGGCCCCUUAAAAGAAAGCCUCUUAUGAACAUACUAUGGGAUAUCAAGACAGACUAGAUAGUCAAACGGUGAUGCAUUAUCAAACUGCAAAGUUUUGUUAAAAACACUUUUGUCAAAAACAAAAUGGUGACUUUACCUGAGGGAUUCAGUGACUUUGACGUUUUCUCAAUAGGAUGUACUCUUUUUCUUGAAGGUUUGGUGGGAUUCUCUCUCAAUGCUCUCACAUUUGUUUCUUUCUUCAAAAUACGACAAUUACGAACCCCAAGUAACUUUCUAGUGUUUAGCCUGGCUAUGGCUGACAUUGGAAUUUGCAUAAAUGCAACUGUUGCAGCAUUCUCAAGCUUUUUGGGAUAUUGGCCAUAUGGUUCAGAGGGAUGUCAGACUCAUGGUUUUCAAGGAUUUUUAACUGCCCUUGCUAGCAUUAAUUUUAUUGCUGCAAUUGCUUGGGACAGGUACCAUCAAUACUGUACAAGAACAAAGUUACAAUGGAGUGAUGUAAUCACUCUGGUCGUGUUCAUCUGGUGUUUUACUGGAUUUUGGUCUGCCAUGCCAUUACUUGGAUGGGGAGAAUAUGCCUAUGAGCCCCUCAGAACAUGCUGUACUCUGGACUACUCCAAAGGUGACAGGAACUACGUCUCCUAUAUGCUCUCAAUGGCUAUUUGCAAUCUGUUUAUACAAACUGUCACUGUCAUGAGUUCUUACCAAUCAAUUGAAAGAAAAUUUAAGAAGACCAGCCAAUAUAAGUUUAAUCCUGACACUCCCGUGAAGACAUUGUUGUUUUGCUGGGCUCCAUAUGCAGUGCUGUCCUUAUAUGCUGCUUUUGAAGAUGCCACUCUUGUGUCACCUAGGCUGAGAAUGGUGCCUCCUCUUCUAGCAAAAACAUCCCCUACAUUCAAUGCCUACUUGUAUGCCUUUGGAAAUGAACACUAUAGGCGGGGGAUCUGGCAGUUUCUUACUGGACAUAAGAAUGAAAACCAUUAAUGUUAUGACUGCAAAUAAAGUAAAUUUUUUACUUUUCAAUUUUCACUUAAGUAUAUUUGGCAUAUUUAUCAUUUGUAUUCAUAACACACAGUGUGGCACUGAUUAAUCAUUAAAAAAAAUAGAGGAUAUUCAUUUAUGUAUUGCCUGAAAUCUAGUUGACUAUUGUGGUUGUGAUUUAGCUGAAUUAUUUUUAGAAUGGUCAAACUCCUAAUCACAUCUUUAUAUCUUGUGGCAGAUGUGCCAUACCAGAUUAAGUGUAUUCUUAUGUUCUCUCACUGUGGCAUUAGAACCAUGUAUCAUGCAUGUUAUUUUACACACUACGUACAUGGCCUUGCCAUAUUGAGCUAUAAUGGAUUAAAAGGAGCCCAUAAGACAUAAUAUUGAGAUAAACGUGGCAUUAACGGCUUGUCUUGAAUACUUACUUAACCAACUAUCUGAGUGUAGGUGAAACGAUUUAAGAGGCCUUAUGCAAUUAGCUUGGAUGUACUAAAGUUUCACUUAGUCUCAAGUCUGUAAUUUCAAUAUGGUCUGUCUAACCUGUUUUUCAUUAUACGUGUAUGCUAUUGUUCAAAUAAAAGGGGAUAAAGUAAUAUAAAUAUGAAACUCCUUUGAAUGGUUUUAAGAAAAUAACACAGGGGUACUCAUUUACAUAUUUUAAGGUCAACAGAGAUGAUACCGAUUCUCCGAACAUAUAUAUAUGCCUAUUUUCUAACCACUUUUCCUGGUCAGGACCACAAGAAACUUUACACUAAUUUUUUUCAAUUUCACAUUUGCCAUAGGGGCUGUAUGAAUAUACCACACACAUUUUACUUUUUUGUC
Messenger RNA from Paramormyrops kingsleyae, 2923 nucleotides. RefSeq names its product RPE-retinal G protein-coupled receptor-like. The record is from RefSeq and is a predicted model, not a curated record. Lineage: Eukaryota; Metazoa; Chordata; Actinopteri; Osteoglossiformes; Mormyridae. Gene Ontology annotation, cellular component: membrane. Gene Ontology annotation, biological process: phototransduction; G protein-coupled receptor signaling pathway; visual perception. Gene Ontology annotation, molecular function: G protein-coupled receptor activity.